GGCAUUUCUUCGUAUCUGGGGAAGGGAAAACUUUAAUUUGCUCCUUAAGCUGCUCGUACUUGAGUUCACGUCGCUGCAGUAUUUCUGCUAGAAAUAUCGUUGUCCACCCUUGUUGCACAUUCUGUUUCGCUUUAGUGAUGGGCGCAAUGCAGUUCAUGUUUAUACUGAUCGGUUUGGUGAUCUCUGUAUACGCUUCUGAUAACCCAGACCUUCCGCGAUGCGACUAUCCAAGAGGAGUGUGCACCUACACUAAAGAUCCGUGUCCACCGGAUAUACCAUAUGACUGCCGAAACGAGAUGUACUGUCCAUUAGAUACAAACAAAUGCUGCUGCCGAUAUCCAAAACCAAAACCACCUAAAACGCGAUGCGACUGGCCAAUAGGCGUGUGCACUUAUAUUGAUGAUCCGUGUCCACCGGACAUACCACAUGACUGCCGAGACGAGUGGGACUGUCCAUUAAAAACGAACAA
Stylophora pistillata is the source of this 469-nucleotide messenger RNA. Its product is annotated as small cysteine-rich protein 2. NCBI's taxonomy places the organism in Eukaryota, Metazoa, Cnidaria, Anthozoa, Scleractinia, Pocilloporidae. The record is from RefSeq and is a predicted model, not a curated record.